Molecule: messenger RNA, 1566 nt
Organism: Gekko japonicus
Lineage: Eukaryota; Metazoa; Chordata; Lepidosauria; Squamata; Gekkonidae
Gene: FRS2
Product: fibroblast growth factor receptor substrate 2
Exons: 5
Coding region: 1-1566 (521 amino acids)
Biological process (GO): cell surface receptor protein tyrosine kinase signaling pathway
Cellular component (GO): cytoplasm; cell-cell junction
Source: RefSeq, a predicted model, not a curated record
AUGGGUAGCUGUUGUAGCUGUCCAGAUAAAGAAAAUGUCCCAGAUAACCAUCGAAACAAAUUCAAGGUUAUUAAUGUGGAUGAUGAUGGUAAUGAAUUGGGUUCUGGUAUAAUGGAACUUACUGACACAGAACUAAUCUUGUAUACUCGUAAACGGGAUUCUGUCAAGUGGCAUUACCUUUGUCUGCGCCGCUAUGGCUAUGAUUCCAACCUCUUCUCUUUUGAAAGUGGCCGAAGAUGUCAAACUGGACCAGGAAUAUUCGCAUUCAAGUGUGCCCGUGCUGAAGAGUUAUUUAAUAUGUUGCAAGAGAUCAUGCAGAAUAACAGCAUAAAUGUGGUAGAAGAGCCAGUAGUAGAAAGGAACCAACAUCAAACAGAGAUGGAAGUUCCACGAACUCCCCGAACACCUACCACACCUGGGUUGAGUGGUCAGAGUUUACCAAAUGGGUAUCCAAGAUAUCCCUCCUAUGGAGAUGCUUCAUCCCAUCCCUCCAGCAGACACCCCUCUGUAGGAAGUGCACGUCUUCCUUCAGUAGGUGAAGAGUCAACACAUCCUUUGCUUGUAGCAGAGGAGCAGGUGCAUACGUAUGUGAAUACAACUGGUGUACAGGAGGAAAGAAAAAACAGGCUGGGUGUGCGUACGCCUCUGGAACGAAGGGUUUCUAAUGCAGAAUCAAGCAAGGCGAAAGAAGAAGAAAAUUGUUCUGAGGACAGAGAUGCCCAGGUUGUACUGGAACCUGAAGGAGUCAAAUUUAUUUUGGGCCCAACACCUGUCCAGAGGCAAUUAAUGGAAAAAGAGAAACUGGAAACAAGUGGGAACAGUACUCACGCUAUUGGAAACAGUACUGAAACUAGUGCGAGCAGCACUCAAGCUAGUGGGAGUAGUAACAGUGAAUGGGACACUGGAUAUGACAGUGAUGAACGCAAAGAAGCCUCUUCUGGUAAUAAACUAGCAUAUGAAAAUGUAAAUAGAUUGUCUAUACCUAGUGCUCCAGGGCUCAGGAGAGGUCGUCUGAUAUCAUCCAGUACCUCCGAUACACAGAAUAUCAACAAUUCAGCUCAAAGGAGAACUGCAUUACUGAAUUAUGAAAAUUUGCCAUCUUUGCCGCCAGUUUGGGAAGCCCAUAAGCUAAGUAAAGAGGAUGAUGACAGUUUAGGACCAAAGACCCCUUCUCUGAAUGGCUACCACAAUAACUUAGAUCCCAUGCAUAAUUAUGUCAAUACAGAGAAUGUAACAGUGCCAUUAAGUGCUCACAAAGUAGAAUAUGCACGACGGCGAGACUGUACCCCUACGGUCUUUAACUUUGAUAUUAGGCGACCGAAUUCAGAACACAGGCAGCUCAACUAUAUACAGGUUGAUCUGGAAGGUGGCAGUGACUCUGAUAACCCUCAGACCCCCAAAACUCCUACCACUCCUCUUCCACAGACUCCAACUAGGCGCACAGAGCUGUAUGCCGUGAUAGACAUUGAAAGAACAGCUGCUAUGUCAAGCUUGCAGAAAGCACUGCCACGAGACGACGGUACUUCUCGAAAAACUAGACAUAACAGUACUGACUUGCCUAUGUGA